Messenger RNA from Linnemannia hyalina, 1119 nucleotides. NCBI's taxonomy places the organism in Eukaryota, Fungi, Mortierellomycota, Mortierellomycetes, Mortierellales, Mortierellaceae. The record is from the annotation of a GenBank genome assembly.
AUGAUCUCAAACCCUGUUCUCGAAAGUGCAGAGUUCAUCCAUAAUCACAGCAAGCAUGUCACCAUUCCCGACGACGGUAUUGUCCAUGGAGCUGCCAAGAUCUUUGAGGCGAUGAAGAAGACUCACUAUGACACUAGCAAAUGGAAGGAGCACCCUCUCAACCCCAAGGAGUGUAACGCCAGCACCGUCGACUGGAUCUUCCUGGUAGAUCUGUUGAACUUCUCAUUCUGGUCCGAGAUCGAUAUUGACGACACGGGAGUGCCUCACCCAGACCGGUACCGUGUCACGUUUCAUGACGUUGGCUAUACUGGAUACUGGUCGAUGGUGGCCGCGAUCAACCGAGCUCUGGAAGAAGGGAUCCCAAUUACGACACCCGCCUUUUUUGCCUCAGAGGAGCAUCUUCCUGACAAGGAGAUUGAACGGAUCUUUCGAUCGGACACCAAGGAGCAGGUUCCUCUUCUUCAGGAUAGGAUCCGCGUCAUUCGGGAAGCAGGCCGCGUCCUUGUUGAGAAAUUUGACGGGCGCUUUGCGAAUGUUAUUGCACAGGCCGAUCGGUCGGCGUUGAAGUUGGUGGAGCUGGUCACUUCCAACUUUACAUCGUUCAAGGACGAAGCCGAGUUUUGCGGACGAAAAGUCCAAAUCUUCAAGCGUGCUCAGAUUCUUGUUGCCGAUAUUUGGGCUUGUUUCCAGAAUGAGAGCUAUGGGGAAUUCAAAGAUAUUGACGAAAUCACCAUGUUUGCAGACUACCGCGUCCCCCAAGCACUGUAUCACUUUCACUGUCUCCAAUACUCCCCUGACCUCUUGGCGAUCCUGGACCGCGGCGAGAUGCUCCCCAAUGGUUCCCCACUUGAAGUAGAGAUUCGGGGUAACUCUAUCUGGGCGGUUGAGUUGAUUCGUAAACGGAUAUUGGAGUUGAUCAAAAAGGAGCAGGAGGAUGUUCAGGAGAAGGCUGAGAAGGAGGGAGAGGCAGGGGAGGAGGAGAGGAAACCUAAAAUGAUGACGGUGAAUGCGAUUCUGAUUGAUUUUUUUAUUUGGGACUUUGCCAAAGCUGCACAGUUGGACUUGACACUUGGUCAGCGGCCUGUCAAAGUGCACCGGACGCGAUCCGUCUUCUACUAG